This is a messenger RNA of Cyclocybe aegerita, 423 nucleotides long. The record is from the annotation of a GenBank genome assembly. NCBI's taxonomy places the organism in Eukaryota, Fungi, Basidiomycota, Agaricomycetes, Agaricales, Hemipholiotaceae.
AUGUCGUGUUCGUCGUCGCCUUGUUCAGGGCAAUGUGGUGUUGGAGUAGCUGGCAGAGGGUGUGUGGUGUGUGUGGUGACCCCCAGGCUGCCCACUGUUACACCCUCCACCCACAAUUCUUUGGUCGCGCUAGUGCUCGUCUCCCUCACCCUCGUGCUCAUCUCCCUCACCCUCGUGCUCAUCCUGCCCCCACCCUCGUUUCGUCCUGCCCUCACCCUCGUGCUCAUCUCCCUCACCCUCAUGCUCAUCUCCCUCACCCUCGUGCUCGUCCUGCCCCCACCCUUGUUUCGUCCUGCCCUCGCCCUCUUGUCCAUCCAGCCCUUGCCUUUGCCCUCAUCCUACCCUUGCCGUCAUUCGUCAUUUCUCUCCUGCUGUGCUCGCUCCUGCGCCGUUCUGACGUUCAUAUUUGUUCCGCACGCCUGA